Messenger RNA from Galeopterus variegatus (Sunda flying lemur), 1204 nucleotides. RefSeq names its product nuclear factor of kappa light polypeptide gene enhancer in B-cells inhibitor, beta (gene NFKBIB). Gene Ontology annotation, cellular component: cytosol. Bases 62 to 1144 code for a protein of 360 amino acids. The record is from RefSeq and is a predicted model, not a curated record. Gene Ontology annotation, molecular function: protein binding. The transcript is spliced from 6 exons. Gene Ontology annotation, biological process: signal transduction; cellular response to lipopolysaccharide. NCBI's taxonomy places the organism in Eukaryota, Metazoa, Chordata, Mammalia, Dermoptera, Cynocephalidae.
CUCCAGGCAGAGCCCAGCAACAGGCGGGCGGCCGUGGGGGGCCCCUGAGGUGGCUGGGGCCAUGGCCGGGGUCGCGUGCUUGGGGAAAGCAGCGGACGCGGAUGAAUGGUGCGACAGUGGCCUGGGCUCUCUAGGCCCGGACGCAGCGGCCCCCGGAGGACCGGCGCUGGGCGCAGAGUUGGGUCCGGGGCUGUCGUGGGCGCCCCUCGUCUUCGGCUACGUCACUGAGGAUGGGGACACGGCACUGCACUUGGCGGUGAUUCAUCAGCACGAGCCCUUUCUGGAUUUUCUCCUGGGUUUUUCAGCUGGCACUGAGUACCUGGACCUGCAGAAUGACCUAGGCCAGACAGCCCUGCACCUGGCAGCUAUCCUGGGGGAGGCAUCCACGGUGGAGAAGUUGUAUGCAGCAGGCGCUAGGUUGUGCGUGGCAGAACGUGGGGGCCACACGGCGCUGCACCUGGCCUGUCGCGUGGGGGCACAUGCCUGCACACGUGCGCUGCUCCAGCCCCGCCCUCGGUGCCCUAGGGAAGCCCCCGACGCCUACCUCUCUCACGGCCCUGACUGCACCCCUGACACCAACCACACCCCUGUUGCCUUGUACCCUGAACCCGACUUGGAGAAGGAACAGGAAGAGAGUGAGGAGGACUGGAAGCUGCAGCUGGAGGCUGAAAACUAUGAGGGCCACACCCCACUCCAUGUGGCCAUCAUCCACAAAGAUGUGGAGAUGGUCCGGCUGCUCCGGGAAGCUGGAGCUGACCUCAACAAACCGGAGCCCACGUGUGGCCGGAGCCCCCUGCACUUGGCAGUGGAGGCCCAAGCAGCCGAUGUGCUGGAGCUUCUCCUAAGGGCAGGUGCAGACCCUGCUGCCCGCAUGUAUGGUGGCCGCACCCCACUGGGCAGUGCCAUGCUCCGGCCCAACCACAUUCUUGCACGCCUCCUCCGUGCACAUGGAGCCCCCGAGCCUGAGGAUGAAGAUGACAAGUUUGACCCCUGCAGCAGCAGUAGCGACAGCGACAGCAACAGCGACAGCGGGGAUGAGGGCGAUGAAUAUGAUGACAUCGUGGUCCACAGUGGCCGGAGCCAAAACCAGCUACCUCCCACCCCAGCCUCAAAACCUCUUCCUGACAACCCCAAGCCCGUCUGAUUUUUUUAAUUGUUAAUAUAAUUUCCAAUUUAAUAAAAUCCCAGUUCUGACAACCAGAGA